GUUAACGCAGCAGAAAGUCCUAAAAGCAGGGUUGACGUUUAAAAGCGGUUCAUUCGCAGCGGAACGCAGAGAACAGUCUGUUUUACAUCCAUUUGAAUGACUACACAACAAAGAGGAAUUCUGGCGAAAUGGUGUCAAUCUUCGCUGUGCAUGUGGUGUUUCUGCUGAUUAGAUGUGCCAACUUCCUGUCCAUGCACUGUAACUGUUCUCAAGCUCCCAAUGGUACAACAACCUAUCACCUCUCAGAGCCCCCGCCUUCAAUGAAUUGUGAAACAGAGUGGGCAUAUCCAAAUGGAUCCACGCUGACCUUCAAAGGUGAAACAAAUGCAAAUCAGGUUCUGGGUCUGACCAGACAGUCCAUCACUACCACAGUCUGUCUGGGCAGCCUGAAGUAUACGGUGGACUGCGUAAAGCCUCAGGUGGUGAAUAAAGUAGAAUGUAACUGCACCAUGGAACCUAGCAGCCCCUCUAAUCCUGACCACAUCAAGGAUGUCAGACCAGAUGAAAGGUCCCACACACUGGCCUGGAUUCCUGUGGGAUGUUUUGCUGUAGUCAUCAUACUGUUAUUUGCUGGAGAGAGUUACAGAUGUGUUGACAGGAGCAGGAAUAGGACCCAACGAACCUCAGUUAAUGUGGACAACGCAGAAGAAACCAAAGUGUGAAUGUGUGUACGUGGGUCUGGGGGUAUGUUUUGUGCCCGUGUGUGUGUUUUGUGGUGCGUGGGUGGGAGCGCGCGGGUGUGUGUGUGUGUGUGUGUGUGUUGUGCCCGUGUGUGUUUUGUGGUGCGU
Molecule: messenger RNA, 788 nt
Organism: Oncorhynchus mykiss (rainbow trout)
Lineage: Eukaryota; Metazoa; Chordata; Actinopteri; Salmoniformes; Salmonidae
Source: RefSeq, a predicted model, not a curated record